AUGGCUUCGUGGCUUCAGAUCCCCAAGAACUCGCCGUUCUCGCUCUCCAACAUCCCCUUCGGGAUCAUCUCAACGCAAUCUGCAUCAAAGGCAGCUGCAAUUGCAAUCGGUGAUUAUGCAUUGAACUUGAGCGCAUUCGCUUCAUCUGGAGGCUUUUCACAGCUACCAGCUAUCGAACAACAUCUCGCUGUUUUUAGCCAACCGACACUGAAUGACUUCGCUGCACUUGGUCGCCCAGUGCACCGACAAGUGCGCGAGUAUCUACAAAACGUCUUCCGUGCCGAUACAAAAUUCCCACGGGUUCUUAAGGACAAUGCCUCCCUCCAGAAAUCUGCUCUGCUUCCCUUGUCCCAUGUUACCAAUCAUGUUCCCAUGCAAAUUGGCGAUUACACCGAUUUUUACGCCGGUCUGAACCACGCCUACAACAUUGGCGUCCUCUUCCGUGGCCCAGACAAUGCACUCCAACCCAACUAUAAGCACCUGCCCGUUGCAUACCAUGGCCGUGCCUCGUCAGUCGUGACUUCGGGUACACCCCUCCACCGUCCCCAGGGUCAAAUCCUGGCGAACCCCGCCGCGGAUCCCAAGGUGCCUACUUUCUCUGCAUGCAAGAAACUUGACAUCGAGCUGGAGCUUGCGUGUUUCAUCGGCAAGCCCAAUGAUCUCGGCAAACCUGUCCCAAUUGAUGAGGCUGAGGACCACAUCUUCGGUCUGGUUCUCAUGAACGACUGGUCCGCCCGUGACAUUCAGGCUUGGGAAUACGUUCCUUUAGGUCCCUUUAAUGCGAAGAAUUUUGGUACCACCAUCACCCCUUGGGUGGUUCUGAUUGAUGCGCUCGAGCCUUUCCGCGCUGCCGGUCUGGAGCCGGCAAACCGCGAGUCUCUGCUCCCCUACCUGCGCGAGAAGCGCGCCGACAGUGCCUAUGAGAUCCCUCUCGAUGUCGAAGUCACCAACCCCGGUGGUCAACCCACUCUUAUCGCUAGCAGCAACGCUCGCAACCUCCUUUACUCAUUCCCUCAGAUGGUUGCUCAUCACACUAUCACGGGCUGCAACUUGCGCACUGGCGACUUGCUAGGAUCAGGUACUAUCUCUGGUAAAGAGGCUAAGACGCAGGGUAGUCUAUUGGAACAGACUAACGGCAAGGUUCCUCUCAAGCUGGCGGAUGGCUCUGAGCGUAUAUUCCUUGAGGAUGGUGACACUGUUACCCUGCGCGGUAUGGCUGGUACAGAAGGCAACUAUGUCGGCUUCGGCGAUUGUGUCGGCACUAUCUUGCCUGCUGUUUCGCUACGGUAG
Molecule: messenger RNA, 1290 nt
Organism: Penicillium digitatum Pd1
Lineage: Eukaryota; Fungi; Ascomycota; Eurotiomycetes; Eurotiales; Aspergillaceae
Gene: fahA
Product: fumarylacetoacetate hydrolase FahA
Biological process (GO): L-phenylalanine catabolic process; L-tyrosine catabolic process; homogentisate catabolic process
Molecular function (GO): fumarylacetoacetase activity
Source: RefSeq, a predicted model, not a curated record